CCCCCGGGGGCUGCGCAGCUUCCUCCAGAGCUCGGGAACCUCGGACGUGGCGAGGCGGUCAGAAGGCUGGAGCGCGGCACAUAGAGGUCCCUCGGGCGGACCUUCUGAGCCGCAGUCCAGCCAGGGAGCGCCGACGCAUCUUUCCAGGUACACCGCACCGACUGGCGGAGGCCUACUGCGCGUGCGCCGGGGCCUUAGCGGGGCGCCACACCUGGGUGGGCAGGGGCUGCUCGCGCACGCGCGCCGCGGUGCCCGCGGGCUGUGGGGAGUUGGGCGUCGUUUGUCACUGCUAGGGAGCGCUGUCGCUGGCGUGGCGUCAUUCCCGCGGCUUCUGUGCUCCGGCUCAGCUCGGGGCGGGGCGGGAGGAUGACUUCGGAGAUGGAGUCGUCGCUGGAGGUCAGCUUCUCGUCCAGCUGUGCGGUGUCAGGGGCGUCUGGGUGUUUGCCUCCCGCCCGCUCCCGCAUCUUCAAGAUCAUAGUGAUCGGCGACUCGAACGUGGGCAAGACGUGCCUGACUUACCGCUUCUGCGCCGGCCGCUUCCCCGACCGCACCGAGGCCACGAUCGGGGUGGACUUCCGAGAGCGAGCCGUGGAUAUUGAUGGAGAGCGCAUCAAGAUCCAGUUGUGGGACACGGCAGGGCAGGAGCGGUUCAGGAAGAGCAUGGUCCAGCACUACUACAGGAAUGUGCAUGCUGUCGUCUUUGUGUAUGACAUGACCAACAUGGCCAGCUUCCACAGCCUGCCGGCUUGGAUAGAGGAAUGCAAACAGCACUUGCUGGCGAACGACAUACCUCGAAUUCUGGUGGGAAAUAAAUGUGACUUGAGAAGCGCCAUUCAGGUGCCCACAGACUUGGCACAGAAGUUUGCUGACACACACAGUAUGCCUUUGUUUGAGACCUCUGCUAAAAACCCCAAUGAUAAUGACCACGUAGAAGCUAUAUUCAUGACCUUAGCUCAUAAGCUAAAGAGCCACAAGCCAUUGAUGCUUAGCCAGCUGCCUGAUAACAGAAUUAGCCUGAAACCUGAGACCAAGCCUGCGGUGACUUGCUGGUGCUGAGUCAUAGGUGUGGCCAUUGCGGGUCUGACUUACCUGAAGAGAUGAUUGGGAAGUGUGACAGUGAUGAAGUUCGUAAGAGUAAAUCCUAACUGUAGUAGAUCAUUCUGCUGUUAUCGUUGUUAUGAUGCCUUUUGUAUUUUGCAUCCUCUCAAUCAAGUUUGUCACUGAGACAGCACAUGGAAAAGGCCGCUUUACAGUGGGGAUUGAAAAUGAAGACUACCGGGGCCAUCUUUCCAGCUCCAGCCAGAAGCAGCAGCUUCAAGUGAGCAUGAUGGACCUUAAAUGGUUGGUCCUCUUCCUCUCUGGGUCCCUGGAGCAGCAGAAGCCAUGCUGGGUAGUGCACACAUGCAGAGCAGCUGGAGCGAGCCGCAAGCUAAUAGGGUGCUUUAAUUACUCUGUCUUUAAGCACUAAAAACUAAUCAAAAGAAAGCAAGCAGUUGUAACAGGAGUUUACUUUAGCCAUGACAUUUAAUCAGAAUAUCAAAUAUUCUGGUGCCCCUUGUCCUCUGUUCCCAGUCACAGUCAGUUGGGUGACUCGGAGCUGAUUUCAGUCAGCAUCCAUUUGGCUGGGUUCUGUAUGUAUGUUCCUGUAAUUGUAUUGUUGGAUGAGGUUUUGACAUGCGUGAAUUUUAUGGCCUUGGUAUAAAAAUUGGUAAAGCAAACUGUUCCUUGGUAUAAAAAAUGAGUUAAGUAUUGAAAAAUAUCUUACCUGUCCCUCAAUGAUGAAAGAAAUGGUUUAGAAAGAUUUUUUUUUUUUGCCCUAAGUACUUGUAGUUUGAGUUUAAAACUUUGCACAAAGGAAAUAGCACGUUUACAUAUGAAGGUCUUAGCAGAGUGGUGUGUAAGCUGUGCUCAGCCUAAGUCCGCACAUCCUCUUUGUGACAGCUUGCAACCCUUGCCAAUUUUAGAGGAAAUGAAGCCAAAAUAAUGUCUUACUUAAAUAUUUUCAUAAUGUGGGAAACAAACAUAACCCAACCUAGUUUCAGAUUCUUGUUUCAUUAUUCUGAUGGUCCCAACUGGACAGUUCAUUUAUGAAAGCAAAAUUGUUCUAUUUAAUAAACUAAGUGAAAGUAACUUAAGGGAUGAUUGUACAAUUUAAAUAUUAAUUCAGUAAAUACAAUGAAAUGAAGAUUAGGACCCAGAUUGGCUUUCUUUGUAGUUAGAAAGAUCUUUCUUUGGUUCCUUCUUUUUUUCUUUUUUUUAAUAGAAGGUCUCUCUUUGUGGGCCUGACUGGCCUGGGACAGGGGUGGCCUCAGACUUACAGAUACCGACCUGCCUCUUCCUCCAGCUGCUGGGAGUUAAAGGCUUCUGUCACCAGGACUAGCCCAAUACAUCUUUCUUAAUCAUGCUACAAUUAAAGAUUAAAGGUUGUCUUCUGUCUAAAUGAAUGCUGACUUGUGAACUGUUUUCCUGGUGACACAAAAUGGCGGUAGUGACGGGUGGCUGCAGAUGUUUGUACGGAGGAACAUCUGGUCAUUGUUCUUCCACGUUCUGUACACCGAGGGUGGGGGGAGCUGAUCUGUUCUCUAAGUACCUCUGUGGUUUUCUUCUGGACUGUUUCAGUACAGAACUGUUAAUUAGUCAUUUUUCUUUUUAAUGUAACUUUUCUUAAUGAGCAUUCUUACAAUUCUGUGAAAAGCAUAAUUUUUUCAUUUUAGUAUUUAUUAAUCAAAACAUAUUUGUAACUCAUUUGUAACGACCUAUCACUUUAGUUUUAGUUUUUUAUUUGAAAAAGAUACAACCCAGGUGAGCAAGGACAACCCCUUUAGAUGUGGUCCAAGGCGCUUGGGCUUAUAACGCACUUUAUAGACUAUUGAUAUUACUUUCAAAAUGAUGGUGAGGUGACAUCUUGUUACUUUUUUAAGCACAAAUCACACAUUUUGUACAUCUGUGAUUUUAUUUUGGCUGACAUUUAAUGGAAAGUGUCACGUUUUAGGAAAAAAAAUCUUAAUUUGUGAACAGCAAAGCAAACUCCUCUGGCGUCUGUUGUGGUUGGUUGACAGUGUACACCUCUUUGAUGUUCUCCCAACAAGGAUGAUAGUUUUGCUGUGAAACAGCGCCACCUUUAACACUUCUCCCAUAACGUACAAUAAAUCAUCUUUGCCACGAGGAAGCGUUUCUUUCUUUGGUUUUCUGGGUUGAAUGUAAAAUUAAAGAACGUACUUCUUCCUGUCUACUGUGGUUUUCAGAAAAUAUGUACGGCCUACAGUUCGUUCAUUUGAAAAUCCCAAAUCUGGGGCUGGUGAGAUGGCUCAGUGGGUAAGAGCACCUGACUGCUCUUCCGAAGGUCCAGAGUUCAAAUCCCAGCAACCACAUGGUGGCUCACAACCAUCCGUAACGAGAUCUGACUCCCUCUUCUGGAGUGUCUGAAGACAGCUACAAUGUACUUACAUAUAAUAAAUAAAUAAAUCUUUAAAAAAAAAAAAAAAAAA
Messenger RNA from Mus musculus (house mouse), 3488 nucleotides. It is a transcript of the gene Rab33b, whose product is annotated as RAB33B, member RAS oncogene family. Gene Ontology annotation, biological process: skeletal system morphogenesis; intra-Golgi vesicle-mediated transport; protein localization to phagophore assembly site. The transcript has 2 exons. Lineage: Eukaryota; Metazoa; Chordata; Mammalia; Rodentia; Muridae. The record is from RefSeq and is marked validated. Gene Ontology annotation, cellular component: presynapse; Golgi apparatus; Golgi membrane. Bases 367 to 1056 code for a protein of 229 amino acids. Gene Ontology annotation, molecular function: GTP binding; GTPase activity; G protein activity.